Messenger RNA from Paramuricea clavata, 759 nucleotides. The record is from the annotation of a GenBank genome assembly. Lineage: Eukaryota; Metazoa; Cnidaria; Anthozoa; Malacalcyonacea; Plexauridae.
CAACCCACAACUUCAGACCACAGUAAAUCACAACAGCCUCUACAAGAUAGAAAUGAUCAAGAUACUAGCCAAAAAGCUCGCUCAAAGAAACCCCACUCUGAACAAUGUAGUGCCUCGGAACACCCAGAAGUACAACAGUCUCCACAAAACAGUAAUCGUAAUCAUCAGAACAGCAUUGUUUUAAUUGGCGACUCAAUGAUAAAGAAUAUUAUUCCUGAGAAGAUGACACAAAGGAAGGUUUACAAAUACACUCAUUCUGGAAAAACUGCAGAUCAAAUUGCUUCUGAGGUCGAGAAUAUUAACCUACAUGAAGCAUCUUCGCAUGUAAUAAUCCAUGCUGGAACAAAUGAUUUAUCUCUGGACUCAAGUAAUGAUUGUAUUGAUAGUAUUGAAAACUUAUGCUUAUCAGUACAAAACAAAUUCGCUAAUGCAAAAAUUGGAGUAUCGAGCAUAAUCAUACGAGACGAUAUCUCAGUCAAUGACAAGAUUCAGGAGGUGAAUGAAGGAAUUAAAGAAUUAUGUAGAAAUCGUAACUACAGCUUUAUUGACAACUCAAAUAUAAAGCUAAAUGCACUCAAGGGGAGUAAACUCCAUCUUAAUGCAAGGGGUUCUGCUUUACUUGCAUCAAGAUUUAUAAAAUUCUUAAGGGGAGAGUUAUCACCAGGUCCAUCUACUCAACCCCGCACAGAAAAUUUUCGGCUGAAGGAGACUUUACGCCAGAUGCUGAACUUAAUCAGGAGGAUUUCGAUGCAAACUUAG